AUGGUGGGAGGAGCUGUGGCACAAUUAUAUCCAGGGCAGAGUCCUGUAAAUCAUACCUGUCUACUUCAACCCUCUCUCCUCUCCUGUCCCCCGCAAAACCCCUCCAUCGUCGACUCCUGCUGCACUGAAACCUUUGGUGGCCUCCUUCUGUCCACACAAUUCUGGUCUACCUACACCAACCGCGAGUCCUCGGGUCAGCUUCUCCCCCAAAACUCCUGGACACUGCACGGUCUGUGGCCUGAUUUUUGCAACGGGAGUUUUACGCAGUACUGCGACCUAUCCCGACAAUACGAUCCCAUUCCCUCGCCGAAUACUACUGACGGUACGAGGAAUGGAACGAAGGUGCCCCCGUAUACAGGGCCGGAUAUCGGGACGUUCGUGAAGGGGUUUGGGAGGUAUGAUUUGCUGGAUUAUAUGAACACGUACUGGAUCGCGCAAAACCAAGAAAACUCUGGGUUCUGGGGUCAUGAGUUUAGUAAACAUGCCACCUGCUUCUCAACUUUCAACACCGCAUGCUAUGGUCCGAAAUACGUUCAGCAUUCCGAGGUGGUGGAUUUCUUUGAAACUGCGGUGCAGUGGUAUAAGAAAGUCCCAACGUAUAAGUGGUUGAGGAAGGAGGGGAUUGUGCCAAGUAAUACGACGACGUAUAGUUAUAAGGAGAUUGCGGGGGUGCUGGGGAGGAGGCAUGGAGCAGUGCCGUAUGUGGGGUGUACGGGACAGAGAUGGAAUAAUACAGAGGAGGGGAGGGGUGGGGUAGAUAGCGGGUUUACGGUACUGAGUGAGGUUUGGUACUAUGAUUAUGCAUAUGGUCGGCCGCAAGAUGGGAAGACGGUGCCGGUUAAUGCGACGGGGAGUCAGACAAAUUGUGCGAAGGUCGAGGGGGCGAUUCGUUAUUAUGAGAGGACGAAGGGGUCCGAGCGGACCCCUAGGGUACCAUAUUGAGAGAAGAAGUUUGGGGAAGAGGGAAUGGUAAUGUGUGAUGAAUGAAUUGAAAACGAAAUGGAAU
Lindgomyces ingoldianus is the source of this 1006-nucleotide messenger RNA. RefSeq names its product ribonuclease T2. The transcript has 3 exons. Gene Ontology annotation, cellular component: extracellular region. The record is from RefSeq and is a predicted model, not a curated record. Gene Ontology annotation, molecular function: ribonuclease T2 activity; RNA binding. Lineage: Eukaryota; Fungi; Ascomycota; Dothideomycetes; Pleosporales; Lindgomycetaceae. The coding region runs from base 1 to 942 and encodes 313 amino acids. Gene Ontology annotation, biological process: RNA catabolic process.